This is a messenger RNA of Theobroma umbraticum, 2769 nucleotides long. RefSeq lists its product as uncharacterized. NCBI's taxonomy places the organism in Eukaryota, Viridiplantae, Streptophyta, Magnoliopsida, Malvales, Malvaceae. The record is from RefSeq and is a predicted model, not a curated record.
UUAAAGGAAAAUCCAUUAUAAUAAGGUCGAUGCUGAUUUUCCACAAUUAUUCUUUUUGUUGACUCUUGGGACUUUCAAAUUUUAAGUGUUUUUCUUUCUUUUAAUUUAAGAAGCAGAACAAAGUUUUAAUUUUGUUUUUAUGGAUUUUAAAUAAUGAUGGAAAAGAAUUGAUAAAGAAAAUAAACCUUCUAUUGAAUUUUCUGUUUCUUUGGAAUUGAGUGGUUCAUUCACGACCGUAUUCAUCUUUAUUUCUCUAAAACUUGAGAAGUUCUUCAAGAAAUAAUCAUUACACCUUUUUUAUGCAUUUGAAUGUUAAUAUAUUAUAUCCAACAAGAAAAAAAAAGAAAUACCUAAAUUUAAUAAAAAAUAAAAAGAAAUGUUAUUGCAAAUCCAUACAAAAAAGGAUAACGACAUGAUCGUAAUCUAACGAUGUUGUUGCAAUAACAAUGUGAUGCCCCCAUCACUUUCACUUCAUGUCAGCUCUGUUCACCUUUUUCUUCGUUCACCUUCUCUUUGUCUCAUUUCCAUUUUCCUUUUCUCUUUUAUUUUUUCUCUCCAAACAAAAACAAAGAAACGAAACGGAGACACAAACAGUUUAUAAAAAGCUUAAAAACAGCUAGGGUUUCUUUUUAUUUUCUUCACUUAAAACCUCCCCCGGAUUUCUUCAUGUCCCAGUUCAAAUUUGGACCUUAAAGACUUCUUCAGAAAUUCUUCCAGGUUUUGGUACUGUCAAUGAAGACUUGCCUGCUUUGUUUGUGAUUUUUACUGUCUGUUAUUGCGUUUCGCCGAUAAUCUUGGCUGUGUUCACCACCAACAUAUAUUUGUUCAAAUCUAGGAUUAUUCAGACAGAAGUGCAGCUAAAAAGACAAAAAGGUUUAAAGGAGGAUAAGGAUAUACAAAAAUUAUAAAAGUUGGCAAAUUGCGGCUGCAUUUAGCUUUCAUGCCAAGGAAUAGCAGAUUUUUGAUGAAUCCUAGUUGAAGUGGAAGGUUUCUUAAGUGCGUGCCUGCCUCCCAUUAUUAUGCCUCCGAAGAUGAAAAUCUAACAUGUCUUCUGUUUUGGUUCAAGUCUCAAGUUGAUAAUUGUUGGCUUCAAUAUAUUUCCGUGGAUUAAUUUUGUUGACAUUUGACUAUGCUUUGUUCCUGAUAAGCAUGUGGAGUUCCAUACUUGUGAAAAUCUUAAAAUAGAAUACUGGACAACCUUAUUGUGCCAAUAGAAAAUAGCUAAUACGGGUGCGCUUUGUUGUGUGGCCACUGGGCCACAUGGAACAAAAUCACCAACAAGCAGAAGGGAUUCCAUGGAUCAUGAUGAACCACAUUGGAGGAUAAACUCUAGUUUCUCACCUCCUCCAUUGAGGAUAUUGGACUGUAGGUUACAUUCAGAUGGUUUGCCACAUGGGUCACAUUGUGCUGGUUUACAUGGUUCAUCACUAUCCUCAAAUAGCAGGGGUAGCAGAAGCAGGGUAGGCAGUGAAGGGUACAUCAACCAUCACCAUUCUGUUUCUGAUGGUGCACUCUCUUAUUCUGGCAGCCCACCUGAUAAUGCUCAGCUACCACAAUGGACAUCACCCAUUCAAAGGUUCAAUACAGAGGAGCUCCCUGCCUCUAAUGUCGGAGGACCAAUGCCCCAGACCUCUUGGUUCCCUUGCUCCACUGAGAGGCGAUAUGCUGUUAAAGCAACUGCAGCUUCCCCUAGCUUUGGAUCCCCUUCCUCACUUUCUGAGUCUAGUCGCUGGGAAUCCACUAGCAAGCAGCCCUUCUCUUUUCCUAACCGCAACUUCUCUGGUCGACGUUCUUACAUGUCAAAAGCUGUUUACCCACUAGUGUUUCGCAACCCUGUGUCAGAUAAUGAAGCCUUUGGUGAUGCUGACAUUAACAGUGUUGGCAGGUUGACACCUACUGAGGAUCACUUCUCACCAUUUCACUGGCAUGAAAACAGUUCUAGUGUUGAGCACAAGUUUCACAAAACCCUUUCUGAUCUUCAAAGGUCUGAAGCAUCACCAGACCCCAGUGCAAGCUCUAGAAGAGAAGGUUUUAGGUGGAGCAGUGCCAGUAGUUAUGAUCUGGGGUUAGAUGGAGAAAAGUUUGACAUGGCGGAGCAUGUGGAUGUAGAGCGCCUGAGGUCCCCCAUUGGUCCUGUAGUAGACCACAAGUGUGGGGUUUGUGGAAAACUUUUGUGGCAGAAGUCCCCCUGGAGUUCACAUCGAAUAAUUAGAGGUGGUGACAUGCCAAUUGCUGGGGUUCUACCCUGCAGCCAUGUGUUCCAUGCUGAAUGCUUGGAGCAAGUUACCCCAAAGUCCCAGAUUCAUGAUCCUCCCUGCCCAUUGUGCCUCAAAACCAUUGGAGCACUAGAAGAAUCUGCAUCAGUUUCAGAACCUUUGCAAGUGGCUUUAAGAUCUUUGCGGAGGAGCAGGGGUGCCAUGAUAUCUGAAGACCAGGAAGAUGACGAAGUCUCAAAUCAUAUCAAGGAAAAAAUAAGGAGAAACUGGCCUCGACCGGCCCCACGAUGGAAUGACAGUGGUUCUUCGAUAAAAAAUCGUCUUAAGAAGCAUUUCACGUUUAAAGGGAAAGUAAGUAAAGAUAUAUUUAGCACCAAGGUAUUCCAGAGGAUCGGAUCAUCUUCUUCUUCAAGCAGGGAAGCGGUUCGACAUUGAGCAUCUAUUCAGUAGUUACAGAUAUGUAAUUCACUUGCAAAUAGAUAGAUUUAGUCAUUUUGUGAACUUUUUGUUUCCUUUCAAUAUAUUAUCUUUUUACUCUGGUCUCGUUUCUCAA